CUCCUGAGAGUGCACUUUCCAACUGUUACUCCACGAUCACAUCUACCGUUAACAAGUAACUGUUUAAGGCUGUCAGCUUUAGAAGGUAUAUAGCAACAGCCAAAUUUUCUCAUUAAUGCGCAUCCUAUAAUAAAACUUGGGCACUGAUUCCAAAGAACGGAAAAUUUAUUCUCUGACUGACCAAAUGUUGUUUUCUCAAUUUAUUAUCGUGCUUUUGAUAACUAGAUGAUCCACUUUGAAAGGAAUUUCAUUUCUAGACUCCGACAUCAGGAAUUUUUGUUCCAAUAUUGUUUUUCUACACUAUCUGGAUAUAAUUAAGUGAGUCGUAAAAUCAACCAAAGGGAAUGUCGUUUAAGAUUCCGCGAAUCGGUAUCCAACGCAAGUUAUUCGAUUCUAAUUUAGAUGGCAUUCAAAACAAUCAGAGUUCACAGGAUAUAAGUUUCAGUGUUCAAAAUAAUAGCAGCAUCCAUCAAUGUAAAGAUGAAUUCGAAGACCAGUCGAGUCAAAGUCAUUCAGAAUAUAACUCAUCAUUCUGGACUUCGCUUCGUAAUAUUUGGAAACACUCUGAUCGUGAAGACACAAGCUUGAUUAUAGACAAAGACGAUGAACAUAAUGAUGAAUUAAAAUUAAGCAGUUUACUAAGCGACAUAAGCGAGACCACGGAUUACUUAAUGAACAAGAUAAGUAUGUCAGAAAAAAUAAUUGCAUUUGCGAACCUAAACGGCAACUCACUUAAAACUACUUCAGAAUCAGUAAAAAAUCUAUCUUAUGGAAAGAACAUUAUUAUCGAUAAACAAAAUUAUUUAAAUGCGUUUUCGGAAAAAGUGAAAGAGUUUCCUCUUUCCAUGACUGAACGUUUAGAUAGGAUCUUUUCGAAAAUUGAAAAUUCUAUGGCUGACGAAUCAAGCAACUUUGAUCGUUUACCUGCGUCAUCUCGCAACGAUUUAGAACACGCUGUUGUGACUCUAAGGAAUAAACUCAAGUCUUUACAAGAAAGCAGCAAUCGAGACGAAUUCAUGUUGUGUGGAAAUAUACUGCGCAGUAAUGGAGUCCCAACACAAAAUAAGAAACAGCCAGCACAUGGACUUAAUAAGUACAUGUUGUCUAGUACAGGAUCAGGACUCUCUAUUCACAUGAAGUUUCGGACACCUCUUUCGAUUGCUGCGAGAAAACCUAAUAUCCGGUCGGUACCAAGGUUGAUAAAUAAUUCACGGUAUGUUUACAAUUUAUUGGUAGUUUAAGAAAGGUAAGAGACAAACACAAAAAAGCAAGUGUUUUCAGAACAUCCAGUUUGAUAUUUGAUUUUUAAGUGAUUCUUUAUAUAUACAGGUACGAUGAGUUAUUUUAACUUGUGGAGAAAAUGAUACUGGAUCAAUCAUGAAGCUCACAACCACCGAAAAUUUUAUUUUCUGAACUCUAUAAGGUAGAUUUCUAACGGGUAAUCCACCAAGAAUUUUGGUGUGGUACUUUGAAUAACAUAUGAAGUUUCUUAUAGCUUAUAUUUGCCUCAAUAAACAUGGAGUAUUUAAAAUAGGGUACGGAACGGGCUAAGUUCAGAAAUAUUCAAAGGUCAUUGUUUAACUCUUUUGAAUAAAGGUUUGAUAAAAAACUUGAAGAUUGAAACCUAGAAGAAUGUGGAACCAUGUAGCUUUGGGUUGAGUUUCUGAAGAUAUUUCGAAAUUCGAACUUUUAAUACACUGGUAUAGUUUGGAGAGUUGUAGACACAUAAUGACUCGAUACUGCAGAUAGUUUUUACGAAAAUACUCAGGAAGGAUAAAAAAAACUUUCGUAUACGACAUGGUAGUGCAUUUUUCAAACAUAUCAUAUUUACAAAAACCAACUGCUUGCUUAACACGAAAAUGUUGAGGGUUACGUCAUGAAAGCAGAAUCGUGUCUAUAAAUGCUGUCUAUUAUUUGAGGAGUCAUACGACUUUAAGAAAGUAAGUGACAGGUCUUUUAGGUUAAGCAAAUUUUUGAAUAAAAAACGGGAACAUGUCGUAGCGGUUGUUACGCAAUCAACAGAAACUAGAUAAAAGUUCAUAAUGUCAUCAAUUUGGAUAAUGUAUAGAGAAUUCAAUCAGUUCGUGAGCUAACACCAUUCAUUUUCAUUUCAAUGAUUUAGAGAACAAAAAUAUAUAAUGAAGAUUACGCAGAUCACAGAACAUGGAAGACAAGCAAGUUUCAAUUG
Schistosoma mattheei is the source of this 2188-nucleotide messenger RNA. The record is from the annotation of a GenBank genome assembly. NCBI's taxonomy places the organism in Eukaryota, Metazoa, Platyhelminthes, Trematoda, Strigeidida, Schistosomatidae.